UCAUUGAUUGUCUCUUUAGUUUAAAAAGGUAUUUUAAUCAUUAUAACUAUUUUUUCUAACCAUAUCACAUACCCACCGUAUGUUAUCCUAUCGUUUCCCUUUUCCUUUCCCACGCUACAUCCAAACGCCACCUAAAUAGUAACACCGUUCGACAGUCACCAUCAUCCACCCUCCGUUUUCUCCCCCUCCUCACUCCACGUCUCCUCCACCCCUCCGGCCUCCCGCUCUCCUCACUCCCGCACCGACACUCCCCUCCGCCGCCAUGGACCACGAUCCCUCCGUCUCCGACGAGGACGACGACCUCGAGACCCUCGUUCCCCAGAACCACACUAAGCCGCCCUCCCCCUCCUCCCGCACCCGCUCGCCGGCCUCCUCCUUCGGCAUCGCCGCCCUCCGCCCCGCGCUCCCUUCCUCCGCCGCCUCCCUCGGCCGCGUCCUCUGGUCCCGCCGCUACCUCCUACUCUUCGUGUCCCUCCCGCUCCUCUUCCUCAUCCUCUUCGUCUCCCUCGGAGGCGCCUCCUCCCUUCGCCUACCGGCCUCCAUCCGCCUCCCCUCCGCCGCACCCGCUGCCGACCCCGCCGCCUCCCGCAUGCGCGAGGCCGAGCUGCACGCACUCUACCUCCUCCGCUCCCAGCGCUCCGGCCUCCUCAGCCUCUUAAACCGCACCGCGUCCCCCGUCCCUACCAACGGCUCCGCCUCCACCCCAAUCUCGCUCUCCGAUCUCCAGUCCGCGCUGCUGAGCCAGAUCAAGAUCAACCGCGAGAUCCAGGCGGCGCUCCUCUCCACGCACCGCUCCGGGCCCGGCAAUGCGACCGAGGACGGCCUGGAUCUCGAUUUUCCUGUUGCCGGGUGCAGGAGGAAGGAAUUGCCGGCCAACCGGAGGACGAUUGAGUGGAAUCCCAAGAAAGACCGGUUCCUGUUCGCCAUCUGCCUCUCUGGGCAAAUGUCGAACCACUUGAUUUGCUUGGAGAAGCACAUGUUCAUGGCAGCGCUUCUCGGCCGGAUCUUGGUGGUGCCCAGCCAGAAGGUGGAUUACCAGUACGAUCGGGUGCUUGAUAUCAACCACAUUAACGACUGCAUUGGGAAAAAGGUUGUAAUGUCCUAUGAGGAGUUUACAGAGAAGAGGAAGAAAGUGAGCAUUGAUCAGUUCAUAUGUUACGCAGCGUCGCCACCGUGUUUCCUUGAUGAGGAGCAUAUUAAGAGGUUGAAGGGGUCGGGGGUUUCACUGGGCAAGAUCGAGGUGGCUUGGCCAGAGGAUGCGAAGCUGAAGGAGCAAAAGAAGAGAUAUGUGGGGGAUAUUACGCCAAAGUUUACGACAGAUGCUGAGGUUCUUGCAAUUGGUGACAUGUUCUAUGCUGAUGUCGAGGAUGAGUGGGUGAAUCAGCCUGGCGGUCCGUUAGCUCACAAAUGCAAGAUUUUGAUCCAUCCAAGCAGGCUCAUAAUGCUCACUGCUCAGCGUUUUGUCCAGACUUUUUUGGGGGGAAACUAUAUUGCUUUGCAUUUUCGGCGUCAUGGAUUCCUUAAGUUCUGUAAUGUCAAGAAAGAGAGUUGCUUCUUCCCCAUCCCUCAGGCAGCAGAAUGCAUUCUGCGAAUCGUUGAGAAGGCUAAUGCCCCAGUGAUAUAUUUAUCUACUGAUGCUGCGGAGAGUGAAACGAAUCUUCUGCAAUCCUUGGUUGUAUUCAAUGACAGACAGGUCCCUCUUGUGAGAAGGCCAGAGCACCACAGUUCUGAGAAAUGGGAUGCCUUGUUAUACAGAAAUCACAUGGGCGGAGAUAAUCAGGUGGAGGCGAUGCUCGACAAGACAAUUUGCGCUCUGUCGAACGUGUUCGUAGGAUCAUCAGGCUCCACCUUCACGGAGGACAUCUUCCGGCUGCGGAGGGGCUGGGGAUCGGCGUCACACUGUGACGAGUACCUUUGCCAGGGUGAGCUGCCCAACUACAUAGCAGAGCAAGACUGAGUGAGAAAGCAAUAUACUAGGAAGACUGAUAGCUGCAUUUUUUUUUGUUCCAUGCCAUGUCGAUAUGUUCUGUAAAUUGGCGUGUACAUCUAGUGUGGAAGAGUGGUCUCUGUAUCGGUGCCCUCCAUUGAUUUGUUCGGUGUUAUUCUUACACGGUAGGUAAUUGGCGCUCUGUGCAAUAUGCUCAUU
Messenger RNA from Phragmites australis (common reed), 2146 nucleotides. RefSeq names its product O-fucosyltransferase 36-like. NCBI's taxonomy places the organism in Eukaryota, Viridiplantae, Streptophyta, Magnoliopsida, Poales, Poaceae. Gene Ontology annotation, biological process: protein O-linked glycosylation via fucose. Gene Ontology annotation, molecular function: peptide-O-fucosyltransferase activity. The transcript has 3 exons. The record is from RefSeq and is a predicted model, not a curated record. Bases 263 to 1957 code for a protein of 564 amino acids.